Molecule: messenger RNA, 387 nt
Organism: Parascedosporium putredinis
Lineage: Eukaryota; Fungi; Ascomycota; Sordariomycetes; Microascales; Microascaceae
Source: the annotation of a GenBank genome assembly
AUGAUGGGUGCCGAUAAGGAAGUCACCGAAAAGGAGUCCAAAUCAACAACAUCCGCCCGGGAGUCCUUCUUCCUCGACUUUGCCAGAGAGCUAAGGAUCAGGGUGCCCAACACUAUCCUCAUGGUCACGGGUGGAUUCCGCUCGCGCGUAGGUAUGGAGGCGGCCCUCGCCCAAAACGCCUGCGACCUCAUCGGCAUCGCUAGGCCCGCGGUGCUCAAGCCAGCGCUUCCCAAGGAGGUCAUCCUCAACUCGGAAAUCAGCGACGAGGACGCGAGAGUGGACGCUAAACGCAUUGAAGCGCCUUGGAUCAUCAAGAAGCUGGCUCCUAAGCCGGUCGGAGCGGGCGUUGAGAGUUCUUGGUAUAGCAAGAAGAUUCAACAGAUGUGA